Paraglomus occultum is the source of this 1761-nucleotide messenger RNA. NCBI's taxonomy places the organism in Eukaryota, Fungi, Glomeromycota, Glomeromycetes, Paraglomerales, Paraglomeraceae. The record is from the annotation of a GenBank genome assembly.
AUGAAGGUGCCAAAAGCACUCAAACCGACGCUCGACUUUCGUCGUUCCGUCAUGAAAGACAAAAUAUCCACCCCCAUUGCUAUCCCCACCAAAGCCCCGCGUUCGAUUCAACCACCAAAAAAAGUCAUUAAAGCAUUAUACGACUACAAAGCAAAAUCACCAGGCGAAUUGUCCUUUUCAAAGGGCGACUUUUUCCAUGUAGUCGGUGAAGACAUCGUUCCCGACUGGUACGAGGCCUGUAAUCCCGCCACCAACGUCCGUGGUCUAGUCCCUGUAUCAUAUUUCCAAGUCCUGGAGAAAAGCAGCAGACUCAGUCUAAGCGAAAAAUCCGAUUCCGGCACAUUCGUAUCUACCAGCACUACUGUGCAAAAACAGCAACCGCUCUAUGGAGUGGUUCUGUACGAUUUUGUUGCCGAACGUCAAGACGAAUUGGAUGCUAAAGCCGGCGAAGCGAUUAUUAUAAUCGCUCAGUCAAAUCGAGAAUGGUUCGUCGCCAAACCUAUUGGUCGACUAGGCGGACCAGGACUAAUCCCUGUCACAUUUAUCGAGAUUAAGGAUCUCUCGACGGGCCAGACAAUUGAAGAUGUAAACGAAUUGUUGGACAGAUCGGUCGUGCCCAAAGUCGAAGACUGGAAGAAAAUGACUCAAGAUUACCAAGACAAUAGCAUUACGUUGGGUCGCUUAGAUUUUCCCUCGGAAAACCCGACUGUUGAUCCCAAGCUUGCACCAAUCGGUAUGGAGCGGAGAGCAAUGUCGACGAAUGACGAGUACGAGCAAAUGCAACCGUCUGUCGCUAUAGACUUUGACCCUAAACUCAGUCCCAUAACGUUCGAGUUUGAUAAUAGGUUACCACAGACCGGCAUGCGCGGUUCACAGUCGUUUGGUAGGUAUGCGUCGUCAGAAAGUUACCAGCGUAACUCUGAGGCUUUCAAUACUUCACCAACGAGUCCUCAACUCCAACAAGAUGACAGUGUUAAUGGCGAAGAUCAAAUAAUGAAUGCAUGGGUAGACAAAUAUCAUUACGAGGACAAUCACUAUUGGUUUGUGGUGAGGGUUCAAAUGGCAUCUGGUCGGUUCCGCGUACUGUAUAGAUUGUACGAAGACUUUUACGAGUUUCAAAUUGCGCUUCUUGGCGAAUUCCCCGUUGAAGCUGGACGUACCGGGAAAAAACGUAUUUUACCUUUUAUGCCGGGGCCUCUUUCUUAUGUUAAUGAUGUUAUCACGGCUCAAAGAAGGGCCGACCUUGAUGUAUAUGUGAAAGAAUUACUCAAUCUUCCCGCAUACAUAUUGCGGAAUCCGUUACUGAAUCAGUUGUUUGGAAUGAGAGAAGGUGAUAUGCAGACAGAUAGUGAUUCGGUUCUGGACAAUGCAAACAUAAAUAAUUACGAGACAUCAUCUAUCGAUCCUUCAUUGCAAUUCAAUGACGGGUACAACCAGUCGCAAUCUGCAUACGGAAACGUUCCCGAUGAGUAUGCAACGUACGGGCAGUCAGUGCAGGCACCAAUGGAACCACCGCCCACUAUCAAAAUUAAGAUUUUUUAUAAGGAAGAUGUCAUGGCUAUUAAAAUACCAUCAGAUAUCACUUAUGCGGCAUUACGAAAGAGGUUGGAGGAACGUCUAGAUGGACCUUUGGCAUCUUUGCAGUAUAAAGACGAGACAUCCGGACAGGUUCUGAGGCUUGGCAAUGAUUCCGAUCUUUACCGUGCAAUUAGGACUUGCCCGAAACUUCUCAUUUAUGCAGACGAUGAGAAUGACUAUUGA